UCGCUCGUGCGCGCGCGCCAUUUUGUGCUGUCUCUCUCUCUCUCUCUCCUCUCGUCGACGACCUGUGUGUGUUUCAACUAUAUACAUCCUUCUCUAUCUUCUGUAUGCACGGGCAAUCACUUCGGUGCUGUGGUAUAUCUUCUCUCAGUGCAACUCGAAGUGUUUUUUUUUUAAUUUAUGAAGAGUGAAGUGUUGAAUGGCGUCGUGCAAGAGCUUUCGAACAAGGACCCUGUUAGGGUCGUGAAAUCCUGUGUGUAACGCUCACGCGAGGAAGGACCCAACACAUCUCCAUCACACACAGGAUCGUGCGUGUGACACGCAACGAUGCGCACCCCGGCAGAAACGGAAACGAUGCAGGCGCCUGGCGGCGGUGACGACGAGGAGCUGCCCGCUGCCACGGCCAUAGGCUCCCAGCCGGAAAUCAUUGUUAACAGAAUGGUGCUUGCGCGUCUAUUCACCAGGAAGCUCGAGCCUCCACAGGAGCAGGCUCCCACCGCCAUUGUCGCCAAUAGUAUGAUGUGUAUCCAAGAGGAGUUAGGACAUCUCAAUACAAAAGGAGUGGAACCAGUACUUAAUGGGGUGCAUAGGAUGCAGAUGCCAAAUUGCAGUAACAUUAAUUCAGAAGGCAAUACAGAUUCCAGUGAAUCAACAACCAAAGCAACAGUAGCUCCAGAGUCCGUUAGAUCACUUGCAUGGAUUGCUGGAUGUAUGCAACCACUCUUCAGUUUGAUCAAUAAAGUGACAUUUAGUGAGAAAAUCAAAGGAAGUCAAACUGAUGAAUGGGAAAUACCUUUUGAGUCAAUUAGUGAACUCCAGUGGCUAGGAUCUGGUGCUCAAGGAGCAGUUUUCAGUGGGAAAUUGAAAAAAGACAUUGUAGCUGUUAAAAAAGUAAGAGAACCUCGUGAGACUGAUAUUAAGCAUCUUCGCAAACUUAAUCAUCCAAAUAUUGUGCAAUUCAAAGGAGUUUGUACACAAGCUCCAUGUUAUUGCAUAAUAAUGGAAUACUGCCCAUCAGGACCACUAUAUGAUUUACUAAGAGCAGGAGAAUCAGUUCCACCUCCUCGGUUGUGGUCCUGGUCAAAACAAAUCGCAGCUGGAAUGAAAUACCUACAUGACCACAAAAUAAUCCAUAGAGAUCUGAAAAGUCCAAAUGUUUUGAUUGGACGUGAGGAAGUUGUGAAAAUAAGUGAUUUCGGUACCAGUCGCGAAUGGAAUGAAAAAAGUACGAAAAUGACGUUUGCUGGCACAGUUGCGUGGAUGGCUCCUGAGAUAAUCAGGAAUGAACCAUGUUCAGAAAAAGUAGACAUUUGGUCAUAUGGAGUGGUUUUAUGGGAGCUUUUAAGUGGAGAAGUACCCUACAAAGAUGUAGACUCGUCAGCAAUAAUGUACGGUGUUGGCAAUAACUCUCUCCAUUUACCUAUUCCAAAAACGUGUCCGGAAGGUUAUAGAAUACUAGUCGAACAAUGUUGGGCCGCUAAACCACGGAAUAGACCAUCGUUCAAACAAAUUGAAGCACAUUUACAAAUCGCCGCGGUAGAGCUUGAAAGCAUCACGCAGAACGAAUACUUCAAAGCGCAGCAAACGUGGAAAGAGGAAAUUAGGCAGCAUAUGAAGCAAAUACAGAGUGACAACUCGAGUAGUCCUCGCUUCGAGGCAGAUUUGAUACGUAAACGCGAGGACGAAUUACGACAUGCUCAAGACAUUAGAGAACACUAUGAACGUAAACUAGAACGAACUAACAAUCUUUACAUGGAGCUGAGCGCUGUUCUAUUACAGUUAGAGCAGCGCGAAAGGGAUGUGUUAAAAAGAGAACAACAGACUGGAUACAAAACCUGCAAAAAAAGGGUAGUUUACGGCCCUUUACUGAAAUACCAGGAACGAAAGAAAAAUCAAUCACGGAACCCUAUGAUACAGUUCUCCUCAUCUAGUCCAGCCUCACCACCUUCACCAAUUUCUCCACAAAGCCCUGUAAAAGCCACAAUGUGCACGCAAUUGAACGACUCGAAUAAACCCGAAACAACAAUCGUGCCCAGCAGUAGUAAUUUCAAGCAACGCAAAUACCGACAUCGACGAGUUGGUUCAGGUUGUGGUAUUACGUCUAGUCCCAGAUCAAGUCCGCAGCGAGAGCGAAAGUCUGCGGAAUUAUCAGCAAAUCGAUUAGUGGACAAUCAGACGCAAACUGAACUGCCCGUCUCUACGGACACAGACUCGACGAUAAAAAACGAAUCGCAACCUGAAAUCCAACGACGUUCAUUGAACCAUGAAAGGUAUAUCUUUGAAGUGUCGUCGAAUCGUCUGUAUCCCAAAUCUUCAUUAGAUAGUCAAAACAACGGUAAUACUACCGAUAUGGCAAUACAGCAGUACCAUAAUCGCCUACACUCAAGUCCUUGCUCGAGUCCAGAGCCUCUUAAUGAAAAUCGAUUGAAUGGAAAUAGCGAAAGACUUCGAGAUUGUAGUGAUGACGAUCACCUUGAGACCCUUGGAAGGAAAGUUAACGAGAUCCUGAACGCUAAUAGAUUGAUGUCACCUAUUGAUAAUGGCAACUGUUGUAGUGUUGUAUCUCAUGGGAGGAAUAAAGAUGAUGCACAAAAGUUGUCUAGUCAAUUGAAGGAAAAAAGUACUGACCGCCCGGAAGGCAAUGACGUGAUUGAUGUUAUAUGCAAUGAAGACGGUGACGCUGGCGAGGACGAAAGCUGGUCUGACGAAGAUGAACCGGAUGUACCAAAUUACACGUAUAACUAUUCGCUUAGAAGGAGAAGUCUUGCAAGGCGACCCAUUGGUCCAGGUAGACACCGUCGUUCGAAGCCAAGCUUAACGACAGCGGUAAUCAAACGAGUCUUGGCAUCAGAUGAAGAAAAUAGCUCAGAAUACUCACACCAACCGUCCAGUAAGUCGUCGACCUUAGAAAGCAAUCCGGAAAUUCAGCGCACCUUCCGCCGAGUUGGCUCGCUCGACUCUACACCUAAAUACACACCACGUAAACGUACUUUAUCAGCCUGUUACGUUCGUAAAAGCACCGAUGACACUAGUGAUGGAUCAUCAUCAUCUGAAACAGACGAGGCGAGCGAAACUACGAUCACUUCCCAAUUAGCUAAUGUCACGUUGAAAGGCGAGAGCAGAGUAUAAACGCUGUUAUUGAUGAAUGAUGCUUGGUUGACGAAUUCUAUUGAGCGCGCAACCGAGUUUCAAAUUUGUUGAUUAUGAUUUUGUUAUUUAAAUAGCCUGUUGAAAUUAUUAAAGCUAAUUUUUUAUGAAGUAAUUUCUAUUUUCCUCGUAUCGAAUCUCAAUGAAAUGAAAACUGUAUAUUUUAAAAGUAUAUGCAAAUCAUUUACAGUAUCUUCGGAAAAGAAACACAUCAAAAGUUUAUGCAAAACUCACAUUUGUAUAAUUUGCGUAAUUAGAAUUAAAAGUUAUUAUAUGGUUAUUCAUUUAAUUUUAUUAGUAUAAUUAAAAAUUGUACUUAAAUUAUUGAUAAGAUUUAUAACUUUUUAUUCUUUCAGCUAUGUUCUACUAAUUUUUUAUAUGCUAGCGUUGUUGUAUGAGAUUUUUAUAACAUAUAUAUUACUUAAUUGAUAUUCCAUGGAAUUCAUCAACCAAAUUUCAUGUCAAGUUUGCGUAUUUCAGGUUCAAUAAUUUAAUCAGCAUUUAGGUUGACACGUUACUUAGACACAUAAUAUAAGAAUUUUGUAAAUAAAUUUACGUGAUUGUCUGAACAUUUCAUGAUCAGUUCUAAUGGUAUUUACGAACCAAAUUGUAAGUUACUUUAAUGUAUCUUCGUGGUUCAGUAGUUAAAGAAAAACAAAAAUAUAUGUGCGAGACUACGUUUGAUAUUAAUGCGAUUUAUAUUUAUACUUACACAUCACUUUGUUAAUAAACCUAUUUGUUUUCUUUGAGGGUAGUAUCGUAAAGUUGCAAGUGAUAACGUUGUAGAUUAGGAACGAACUUUCGUACUCUCAUAACGAAAACUCCCAGACGUUCAUGUGUAAAGUAGAUUUAUAUAUACAUACUAUUAGUUAUGCCAUUUGAAAGAUAAUUAUAUCAUUUUUUCAGUUUCGUUAUUUAAAGUGAUACUAAGUUAUGCGGUUUUUGUAAAAAUCCAUGAUAAUUUUGUAUAUAAUUAGCAAGCAUCAUGUUUAAUCCUUUUUUUACUGACGCAAAUUUGUACAGAGCUUUGUGAGUUGUACAGUUCCUCUUAGUAACUAUGCUAGAUGGAUAGAGCUAUCGUACACACGUUGUAAUUUCCACAAGGUAUCCACUGUGUGGAUAAUAUUAUAUAAUCUAUAAUUUUCUAUGAUAUACGUGCAUGCUUAGAUUGUAAAAUAAAAUUCUAAAAGUAAAUUAAAAAUGAAAUCGGUAUAAUACAAAAUUUACAUAGAAUUCGUAUAUAACAAUGAUUUAUUAUUGACUAUUUUCGAUGUCAAACUAAUAAAGUAUUAAACAAAUGAAUACGUCCAAUGCAUUGUGAAAUUAUCUCGAGAAUAGAAAAUAUUUGACGAUUUAUAAAAGAGAAUAAAUAAUCAACUUUUCUUUCUUCUAUACCACAUGUCUGUAACCGGUGACAUACCACGUUAAUAAUUUAAUGCAAAUAUAAAAUUGAAUUAUCUAUCAUAAAGCCUAUAGAACUAGUAAAUAAAUUAAACAAUUCGUUUGUGCAUCAACGUAGAUAAAGAAAAAUAUAUAUUAAUGCAAGGCGCAUAAGCAUAUUAGAUGUAAUGUAAAUUAAACAUUUUUCAAUAUAAAAAAAUUUAAAAAAGGCAGCUAUUUUUCAGUGCACUUGUAUCAAGUCGUACAGUUACGCACGUAUAUACACAUUUGGAUUAUUUUCCAAAGGAAUCAAUUAUUAUUCUUCAUUGGAAUCAUUUCUAUGAAAACGGCAUUAAAAAGUAUUGCUGAAGCAGAGAUUCUGAAAUUGUAAAGUUUAUGCGAUAUGAUAAUGAUAAUGAUAAUGAUAAUGAUAUUAAUCAUAAUAACAAUAAUAAUAAUAAUCAUAAUAAUAACAACACUAAUAAUAACAACAGUAAUAAUAAUAAUAAAAGUUAAGUGAUUGAUAUACAUAUGUGCCUUGCGGCAAAUUGUAAUAUGUUAGAUUGUGUCUUUACGGCGAAAAAUAAGAAGAAAAUUCGUUAGUAUACUUCUAAAUAAAGAUGCUGUACUGGGCAAUCUGAUGUUUAUGAAAUAUACAACCUUAAUCUUUCUUUAAUGCUCAUUUUCAAGCAUGUAUCAGCGUUCGAUCCUAUGUCAAAAUUUAUCCAUGUCGUUAUCAAAAUUAUCGCAUUUAUAACUGAAAUCAUUUAUUUAAAAUACGAGAAUAUUUUUAUAUCAAUAUCUGCUCGAAAGUAAACUCAGAUUGCCUUAAUGACAAUGAUAUAUAUUUUGUAUAUAUAGACAAUACAGUCAUAAACUGAUUGAAUUUACUUGGCUGAAUGUGAAAAUAAAUGUACUCGGACGAAAAUUAACCUGAUGUUUGGUUUCUUUACAAGAGCCAUUUUUUCGUAUUAUGUCCGUUAUAAGGAAUGCUAAUUAAUGGUGUUAAUUCUACUAUGCACUCGGCGACUCUUAAACCGACUGGUUUUGUAGUUAUUGUAGAACAUCUUUAUAAGUUUUGUGUUAAUUAUACUAUAACUUAUUAAUCUACAAUAAAAUCUUCAAUUAGAUUUAUUAAUUCAUAAUUUUAUCUCUUCAUUCUAUCUUCAUAUUCACAUAAGUUCUUUUAUUUCUUCACUAUGUAUAUUUACAUUACAUAUUUGAAUUGUACAUAUAUUUAAUCUUGAAAAUACGUUUUAAAAAAUCUAAGUACCACCAUCACCAUCGUUAUUUAAUGUAGGAUUGUGAAAUUAUUUACAUUUAAUCUAGGAUUGUAAAAUUUAUUAUCAAAGUGCACAACUACAAAGUUUACAAUUUUCUCUCAUUAUUGGGCGUCAUCAAUGACGCCAGUCGUUCUCCGCACCAUGCAAUUUGAUAUACGUGUUAAAAUGUGAUAUUCAAGAUAAUCCGAGAACAACAAAGAGAUUGAUUUUUUUAUUAAAUCUAAGUUACA
Phymastichus coffea is the source of this 6037-nucleotide messenger RNA. It is a transcript of the gene wnd, whose product is annotated as mitogen-activated protein kinase kinase kinase 13. NCBI's taxonomy places the organism in Eukaryota, Metazoa, Arthropoda, Insecta, Hymenoptera, Eulophidae. Gene Ontology annotation, molecular function: JUN kinase kinase kinase activity; ATP binding. The record is from RefSeq and is a predicted model, not a curated record. Bases 325 to 3126 code for a protein of 933 amino acids. The transcript has 13 exons. Gene Ontology annotation, biological process: protein phosphorylation; JNK cascade.